AAAUUAGAGUAUGGUAUGUGAGAAGUAGAGUGUGCACCUAAAAACAUCUAUUGUUAAUGCUCUAAAUAUUAGAAAAAUCACAAUCAAAGCCUACGAAAAAAGUGCAGCUUCUUUAUGAUGAGCGUGGUAUUCAAGAAACACAAGUGAAGGGGAAUUCACAGGAUAGAUGUGCAUGAAGGAAAUGAAGAAUGGAAAAACGCAAUGUAUUAUUUUUCAGAGAUAAAUGCAGUGCAGGACUGUAAAUAAUGUGAACAUUGCUGACAUUAUAGGUUACAGUUUGGGAAAAUCAUGUAGCAAUUGAAAGGUUAGUCACAAAAAUUCCAAGAGUUGUCAGGUGAAGAAAUCCUGGAUCCCUUUGCCAGCAAAAACUCGAUCAGAAAGAUCGGCCAAAACGGCAUUGACGCUGGAACCAAAAAUAACGCUGAGGACAUCGCCGGUGGUACCCGAACAACAAGUCGGAGAGGAGAUAAUGGGACUUUGGGGAGUGAAAUUUGGAAAAGAGUUUGGGUGUAGGGGAACAGAAAUUGGUGUAGAAUGGAACCAGAGGUUUGAUAAUUGUGUUUGUCAUGGCCACCGCUUGCUUGUUGCACUCCGGCAUUGUGACAUUUUCACAAAUACUUUAUGUACAUGUGCGUAAAGUGAAUCAAUGUUCUGAAGGGUAGCAUAGGACUGUGGGGCAACAGGGGUUUUCAACAAGGAAACAAGCAAUGAGUAAAGAUGUGUGCGUGAGAGGGAGGUUGCAAUUGGUGUCAGGAGUUUUAUUAUAAGUUUUUACAAGGGGAUUAUGCUUGGUUUGGUUCAUAGUCAAGGGGGCGCACAAUUGGGCAAUUGACUGAAAUCGGAUCCUUGUAACGUCGCAACACUGGUUUGAAAACCUUUAAAUUCAUUCGAUCAAACCAUAAACCCUAGCUAGCUGAGUAGCGUUGGAGAUGGAGAAGAGUAAUGGUUUAUGGAAUUUACAAGCAGUGGCACCGGAAGUAUCCGGCGAGGGAUUUCCAUACGCACCGGAAAAUUGGCCGGAACAGGGCGACAUUUGGGGAUGGAGAACUGGGCGGAGAGUUGUCGCAAAUCGUAGCCACUUUAAGGAUCGGUACCUGUAUCUGCCGAAUCGACUAAUCCGUGCCUUGAAAGAGGAGAAGGAGAAGGAGAACGCUGCUGACUCAGGCUCAAGCUCAAUCCGCAGCAGGCAACACAUCUUUGCGAGCAAACUUGCUGUUGAAUGCUACAUCAAGAAAUAUUAUCCUGAAGCGGAUCUUGAUGCCUUUUUUGCUUCCUUCUCCUGGAAGAUUCCAGCUCUACCAUCGUCUUCAACCAACGGCAAUGAGGUGCCUAUAGCUGCUGUACCUCUUCUACAGAUAGCACAAGAAGCAUAUGACUCUGACUCUGGGGACGUUGUCAAGUGUAAAGCAAGUAAUAAGAAGUGCACUAGUCUGGUGUUAGAAGAAGUUGAAAAAUAUUCACCAGCCAUGCCUUGUGAUAUCUGUUGUUCUGAACCUGGGUUUUGCCGUGAUUGUGUUUGCAUCCUUUGUUGCAAAACUGUUUCUUCAGCUUAUGGUGGCUAUAGUUAUAUCAAGUGCCAAGUGAACAUUGGUGGGGGCAUCUGUGGCCAUGUUGCUCAUAUGGAAUGCGCUCUUCGAUCUCUCUUGGCUGGCAAAGUUGGAGGAAGUAUUGGGCUAGAUGCCCAGUACCACUGCCGACGCUGUGAUGGGAGGACAGAUAUGAUUUCGCAUGUUAAUAAUCUCCUACAAACAUGCAGAGCUGCUGAUUUGGAUGAUGAAAUUCGGAAGAAAAUUUUGAAUCUUGGUGCUUGUCUCUUGCGUGGUUCACAGAAGCCUGUUGCAAAGGAGCUGCUGUGUCGUAUUGAAUUGGCCAUCUCAAAGCUUAAAUGUGGAACUAAUCUUGAAGAAAUCUGGAAGGAGGAUGACAGUCUUAUAGCUCAUUCUUUGGAUAACGGCAAUGAUGUGAUGGAAGUUAUGGUCAAUGACGGCCCUUUUGAAGUUAGGACAGGGUUGGAAUCUUAUGAUUUUCAACCUCGUUCAUUAAAACUUGAGUCUGAGGUUGAUCAGGUUCUCCAGGCUCUUAGAAAGUCACAGGAGCUUGAAUAUAAGGUGGUGGAAGAAACACUUCAAGACCAAAAGACUUACUUAAAAAAUUUGUAUCAGCAAGUGGAAUGUGAGAAGUAUGAAUUGGCUUGUCAAAACUCAUCUACCUCAGAUGUAUCGUCUAGUGCUGUAAGAGACAGAAAGAAACAGAUAAGACGGGAGGUGGAAAAAUUUGAAAUCAUGAAAAAGGUUGCCUAUGGUUUUGGCAGGACAUCCAAUGAUAUUGUAAAGGAACACUUUGGCUUGAAAGUGAUAGAUUGAAUUGACAAAUCUUUCGAGGUUGUGACAAUUUUAAUUUUUUUCACAGAACCUUUAUUCAUUGCGACCAACAUGGAUUUUUUGCCAAGCAAAAUCAAGUGAGAUUGUUCGAGGGACUAUAUGAAGUUGGUCUGUCAAACAAGAUGUAGUAAGUUCAGUGUUGUAAAAAGCACUAUGCUGAUCUUUGCUACUGUAAUAUGCUAGCCGAUAGGUCAGCUACUAAAGUAAUCUGUCGGAACAUUUUGAUAAGGAUUUUAAAACUGAGUAGCAAACAGUCUUGGUACAGUGGCUUCAUUUUCAGUAGUAAAUUCCCUGUUGCAA
Glycine soja is the source of this 2681-nucleotide messenger RNA. RefSeq lists its product as uncharacterized. The transcript is spliced from 6 exons. Lineage: Eukaryota; Viridiplantae; Streptophyta; Magnoliopsida; Fabales; Fabaceae. The record is from RefSeq and is a predicted model, not a curated record. The coding region runs from base 930 to 2363 and encodes 477 amino acids.